Messenger RNA from Rattus norvegicus (Norway rat), 2755 nucleotides. It is a transcript of the gene Nkain1, whose product is annotated as Sodium/potassium transporting ATPase interacting 1. Gene Ontology annotation, biological process: regulation of sodium ion transport. Lineage: Eukaryota; Metazoa; Chordata; Mammalia; Rodentia; Muridae. Gene Ontology annotation, cellular component: membrane; plasma membrane. Bases 313 to 936 code for a protein of 207 amino acids. The transcript is spliced from 7 exons. The record is from RefSeq and is marked validated.
GAGCCACGUGGUGGGCCGGGAAGCGGCGGCUGCCGAGCGCCCGGGCGGCUGCCCCAGCUGGGCAGUGCUGCACCGCGCCGCGCUCGGUGCCUGCGGGGGCCGCUGCGCGCUGGCCGGCGCCGCGGGCGGGAGGUGUGCCGACGGCCGGCCGCAGACAAAGGAGGCGCGGCGGAGCCCGCGCGGACCGGGCGCACCAUGCACUCGGGGUGCGGGCGGCCGGCCGCGGCUCUGGGGACCCGGCCCUAGUCGCCGGCCCCGCCGCCCCGGGGCGCCAUCGGGACGACGCGGCCCCGCGCGGCGCGAGGAGGAGCCAUGGGCAAGUGCAGCGGGCGCUGCACGCUGGUCGCCUUCUGUUGCCUGCAGCUGGUGGCUGCCCUCCAGCGGCAGAUCUUCGAUUUCCUGGGCUACCAGUGGGCUCCCAUCCUGGCCAACUUCCUGCAUAUCAUGGCUGUCAUCCUGGGCAUCUUUGGCACCGUGCAGUAUCGGUCCCGGUAUCUCAUCCUGUAUGCAGCCUGGCUGGUACUCUGGGUCGGCUGGAAUGCCUUCAUCAUCUGCUUCUACCUGGAGGUUGGACAGCUAUCCCAGGACCGGGACUUCAUCAUGACCUUCAACACAUCCCUGCAUCGCUCCUGGUGGAUGGAGAACGGUCCAGGCUGCCUGGUGACUCCUGUUCUGAACUCCCGCCUGGCCCUGGAGGACCACCAUGUCAUCUCGGUCACUGGCUGCCUGCUUGAUUAUCCGUACAUUGAAGCCCUCAGUAGUGCCCUGCAGAUCUUCCUAGCUCUGUUCGGAUUCGUGUUUGCCUGUUAUGUGAGCAAAGUAUUCCUGGAAGAGGAGGACAGCUUUGACUUCAUCGGUGGCUUUGACUCCUAUGGAUACCAGGCGCCUCAGAAGACGUCGCAUUUACAGCUGCAGCCUCUGUACACGUCUGGGUAGCUUCUGUUCCGCACCCACCUCGUAAAGCUCCCUGGACCUCUGGAGCCUGAAGCAGCGCUGUCCGGAGGCUUGGAUCACGAUGAGCAGGCGCGCCCCCUGGCGGCGCUUAGGCUAACUGCAGCUUGUACAGCCUCCUGGAUCUGCAGCCCCUGGAGCAAAUGCGGACUCACUUAGACUUGAACUUGGACCUGACCCUAGCCGGACUUCAGGGUUGGGGCAGGAUGGGGUUGGGGGGAGGGGGAAUCGCUGGGUUUGUAUUUUUUUUAAUCUCAGCCUUGGUACGUGCCAGGGUCUUCCUCUUUCUUCAGCUCUACUCCUUACCUAGUAUCUUGCCCUCAGUCCAAACAGCAAGACAGACGAACUCACCCCAUCUCACCUCUCAUUCACCUGCCCUGGGGAAAGAUACUGUGAACUAGAAGCAGGAGUCCUGGGCUCUAUCACUGGCAUCCUGUGUGACAUCGGGCAGAGUCUUUGCUCUCUCCGGGGCUCAGUUUCCCCACCUCAAAUAAUUAAAAUAAUCCCUUAGCAGAUGAUACUCCUAGCACUCUCGUUUGACUUUUCAAUUCCCUGGGCUAUGGGGCAGAUAUGGAAACUAAGGCCCAGAGAUGUGAGGCGACUUGCUUGAAGCCGCACAGUAAGGUUUUAGCAGAGGCAGGCUUUGAAUCCUGUGUGUUCUAGUUUGAGACUCUCCAAUCCAGUAUCUGGCCUCUGGAUUUGGUUUCCAAGCCCCGCUUCUAGCUCGGGCAAUCCCGCACACUCACAUAUCACCACCACAACACACCAGCUCCACUCUUAAAGCAAUAUACCAGUUCGUUCUCUUGGGAACCAGGCAAACAGAGCCUAAAGCCUUGAGUUCAGCCUGACCCACAGGAAGCCUUUGUAGACUCAGCCUGCUCAUCUUUGGUAAACUUCUAAACCUCGUCCUCCACAAAAGCAGAACCACUACUCGUCCGCCAGAUCUCUAAGCUGGGGUCCACUCCCCCCAAGCAAUCCCAAGCAAACCCUCCAUUCUUCCACCUACUUCACCGUCAUGGUCCCUGAGGGAGAGAGGAUGGUGAUCCAGAAGCAAGCCUGGGAAUAUGAAGGGGCAGAAUGAGUGUGGAUGACUCCAGUCAGGAGGACUAGAACCCCACCCUUUCCUGAGAACAAGCAGAGAGGAGGGCUUUUCUCCAUCUUCUUCCUCCACAGAGGCCCUAAGAACCCCGUGUCCUCAGUAGGUAGGGCUUGGUGAGUUACGUACAGAGAGAACAGACAUCGGUGCCUCCGAUCUGUGAAGCGGAAGCAAUCGGAAGGGCAGCUAAGAAGCAGAGGGACCUAGCAGGGAGCUUGUGCGGGAGAGACAGUUUACACCGCACCGAGGUGAACGCGCAGGGGAGACAGUUCACACCGCACCCAAGGUGAACACGUCGAGGUGAACACGUCGCUCUCCAGUCUUUCCUGAGCUAGAGCGGCAAGCCCCACUCCACUCCAACCAGUGUGCCACACAGAAUAGCCACGCCCAGGAGUUCCUCUGGCGAUCACAGGUCCCUGGGUGGUGAGCCUAAUCAGAGAGGGAUACGUUUCCUUUAAGUCAGGCUACCUCUUGCCACUGGGUCACUUCCCACCAGCAACACUCACUUCUCCCAUCCCUUCCCGCAGGGCUCUCUCUACUCAAGGGUUUAGCCACGGAUGCUUCGAAGCCUUUUGGUUUUAUAAGCUGGGUUUUACAGGGGGAAUCUGGGUUUGCUUCUCAACGAAACCUUGUGGGCUGAGACCUCCCAGGUAUCCAUGCAGGUUGGUUGAUUAAAAAAAAAAAAAAAAAAGUGUUUUCUUCACUGUG